AUGCUCACAUUUCACAUGAGCGCGUCUUCCGUGACCACGACAAUGCUGCGACGAAGGAAAGAGUCGAUUGCCCGAGAGUCUGACUUGGUGGAUGUCCAACUCCGACUCCUUCGUUCCCAAGAGGCAGACUACCAAAUUCUUCUUGACGACAUUUUCGCCCGCAAGCAUGCGGUUUCCACUCAGCGCAAGGAACUGGAAGCUCGCCGCCGAGAGCUUGACCGACAACGUCAUCCCAUCCACUGGCUACCCCCAGAACUUCUCAUUCACAUCUUCCUCGCCGUGGUACACGAUGAUUCACCUACGGUGGCGCCCUUUCAUCGUGCACCUGUUGUUCUUUCCCAUGUUUGUUCUCGGUGGCGGUCGUUGACAUUGGGGGUUUCUCGGCUUUGGUCAAGGAUUCUACUUCAGAGCGAGGCGGGGAGCGGGGCAGCCACGGUGGAGUUUCUCAGGCGGUCGCUCGCAGCGCCGCUUGACAUUACCUUCGCUUUGCCGGGCCCGUUGGUCAACGAUGACAUGGAGUUCCAACGCGCCGAACAGCUAUUUGGCUAUCUGGACCCCCAUUUCUCCCGAAUACGAAGUCUUUCCGUCCAAACCAGAGCAAUGGUCAUGUCGAAGCUGGUCCUCAGUCUGCGAUUGAAAGACUUGAGCAACCUGCAAAGCCUCGAUUUGACUGCGUUGACCCUGGCGCAACUCCCCAACUUAUCAACACCGUAUACUGUAUUGAACCCCAGCCAACCGGAGACUUCAGCAUCCAAACCUCCCCUGCGCCACCUCCGUUUGGAUCGUUUACCAUUGUAUAACAUUCCCACCCCCUUCCUCGUCAAUCUGGUCACUUUAGAGCUCAACUUUCCUCCAAAGAAACUCACAGCGGAGCAACCCAGCUCAUAUAUGCUGCGACUGUCACACCUUCUUCGCUUUCUGCGCGAAACUCCCAAACUUGAGGAGCUGGUGUUGACAAACACAGUACCAUAUGUUGACGUUGCUCGGAACGAUGAAGAGCAUGCCCCGCUUCUCCCAAUACUCCCACGGGUGAACUCUAUAGAGCUUGUCCACCUCCGAUCCAUCGACUGGGCCUAUCCCUUUGCCUCUGACGUACAUUACUUCCUCUCGUUCUUGGUGCUACCCGUGCUCGAAAGCAUCGAUAUUGGCGUUCAAGAAUUUACCAGCUAUAGACCUCAUGUUCACUUAUUCCGUGGUUAUACUGAAUCCGGCGCCUCGCAGCUUUGGAAUCGGAUUCAUCAACUGCCUGCCCUUCGGUCAGUCAGCAUCCAAUGCGUCAACACUGAUGGUCUGAGCACGGUUCUCCGCAAAUUCACCAUGCCUAACCUCACGUCGCUCGAUCUUGCCUUUGAUCCAGAUGCACCCCUCGUCGCUUUACCGCGACUAGAAGCCUUGUUACGCGAACCUCGGCUGCCGUUUUUGACGACGUUGUCGAUUUCCCACUUUAUUGUACCGCAAGAGAACGUGUCGAUGUUGGGCUAUAUACCAGCACUCCAGAGUCUCAGCAUGGUGGCUUGCAUCGGCGCGCCGCUUAUACUGCGUGGGCUUGUUGUUGGUCGGGCCUGUCCACAACUGACGGAGCUAAGAUUGGAGCUUUGCGACGAUGUCCAGCCGAAAGAGGUUAUGGACCUCGUGCUGGCUCACAACGCUGGACUCAAUGCGGCCCCUGGGAGACGUGCUGGUCCCUUCAUAUCAAGCAAGAGACCGAUGAAGAAGCUGCCUCGCUCAGCCCACCUUGAGAGCAGCGCGGUCGAGGGCGAAGAUGUGACCAGUAGGAUGCUUUCACUGACACUGCAGCAACGGACCAGUGGUCUAAGCCGGAUCCGCAGUGUUUGUGUCGACAAUUGCGCGAAGAUCGAGGAGACUGUGGUGGGCAAACUGCAACAGUUGGGGGUGGAACGAGUGGUGUGGGUUGGGUAG
Molecule: messenger RNA, 1920 nt
Organism: Mycena indigotica
Lineage: Eukaryota; Fungi; Basidiomycota; Agaricomycetes; Agaricales; Mycenaceae
Exons: 1
Coding region: 1-1920 (639 amino acids)
Source: RefSeq, a predicted model, not a curated record